This is a messenger RNA of Phycomyces blakesleeanus NRRL 1555(-), 668 nucleotides long. RefSeq lists its product as hypothetical. The record is from RefSeq and is a predicted model, not a curated record. The coding region runs from base 1 to 582 and encodes 193 amino acids. Gene Ontology annotation, biological process: endoplasmic reticulum to Golgi vesicle-mediated transport; intra-Golgi vesicle-mediated transport. Lineage: Eukaryota; Fungi; Mucoromycota; Mucoromycetes; Mucorales; Phycomycetaceae. Gene Ontology annotation, cellular component: cytosol; TRAPP complex; cis-Golgi network membrane. The transcript is spliced from 5 exons.
AUGGCAACUAAUUCCAGUGCAAAGCAAUAUAAGACUCUUGGCGAGGAUGUGUGGAAGAACAAGGUCGAGAAGAUUAAUGCAGAGCUCUUUACUUUGACAUACGGCUCCUUGGUUGUCCAGCUAGUUAAAGACUAUGAAGAUUAUAAUGAGGUCAAUAAGCAACUUGAGAAGAUGGGUUACAACAUUGGACAACGCGUUAUUGAGGAUUUCCUGGCAAGAUCUGGUAUUGGUCGUUGUUCUGAAUUUAGGGAUACAGCUGAAGCUGUUUCCAAGGUCGGAUUCAAAAUGUUCCUGAAUAUUACUCCAACUGUGACCAACUGGACAAGCGACUUUAAAGAGUUUUCUCUUGUGUUUGAUGAGAAUCCACUGGGAGAGUUUGUAGAGUUACCUGAUGAGGCUUUAGAAGGUGGUUUGUGGUAUUCAAACAUUUACUGUGGUAUUAUUCGUGGUGCUCUUGAAAUGGUUCAAAUGCAAGUCGAGACUCAUUUUGUUAGCGACGUGUUGCGGGGUGAUGAUUUGACCGAGAUUCGUGUCAAAUUGGUUCGUUAUCUUGAAGAAGAAGUACCUGUGGGUGAAGAUUAAGCUGUUUUAAAGAAAGACAAACGAGAGGAUUUGUAGUGUACAUGAAGAGAAAGAAGAAGAAAAGAAACUUUAGUAUUAUUAUUAUC